Messenger RNA from Neomonachus schauinslandi (Hawaiian monk seal), 1160 nucleotides. It is a transcript of the gene PLPPR1, whose product is annotated as phospholipid phosphatase related 1. The coding region runs from base 1 to 978 and encodes 325 amino acids. Gene Ontology annotation, molecular function: phosphatidate phosphatase activity. Gene Ontology annotation, biological process: phospholipid metabolic process; signal transduction; phospholipid dephosphorylation. The transcript has 7 exons. The record is from RefSeq and is a predicted model, not a curated record. NCBI's taxonomy places the organism in Eukaryota, Metazoa, Chordata, Mammalia, Carnivora, Phocidae.
AUGGCUGUAGGAAACAACACUCAACGAAGUUAUUCCAUCAUCCCAUGUUUUAUAUUUGUUGAGCUUGUCAUCAUGGCUGGGACAGUGCUGCUUGCCUACUACUUCGAAUGCACUGACACUUUUCAGGUGCAUAUCCAAGGAUUCUUCUGUCAGGAUGGAGACUUAAUGAAGCCUUACCCGGGGACAGAGGAAGAAAGCUUCAUCACCCCUCUGGUGCUCUAUUGUGUGCUGGCUGCCACCCCAACUGCUAUUAUUUUUAUUGGUGAGAUAUCCAUGUAUUUCAUAAAGUCAACCAGAGAAUCUCUGAUUGCCCAGGAGAAAACCAUUCUGACCGGAGAAUGCUGUUACCUGAACCCCUUACUCCGAAGGAUCAUAAGAUUCAUAGGGGUAUUUGCCUUCGGACUUUUUGCUACGGACAUUUUUGUAAACGCCGGGCAGGUGGUCACGGGGCACCUAACGCCAUACUUCCUGACGGUGUGCAAGCCCAACUACACCAGUACAGACUGCCGGGCACACCACCAGUUCAUCAACAAUGGGAACAUUUGUACUGGGGACAUGGAAGUGAUAGAAAAGGCUCGGAGAUCCUUUCCCUCCAAACACGCUGCUCUGAGCAUUUACUCCGCCUUAUAUGCCACGAUGUACAUCACAAGCACAAUCAAGACAAAGAGCAGUCGGCUGGCUAAACCCGUGCUGUGCCUGGGAACCCUCUGCACCGCCUUCCUGACAGGCCUCAAUCGGGUCUCUGAGUACCGGAACCACUGCUCCGACGUGAUUGCGGGCUUCAUCCUGGGUACUGCUGUAGCCCUGUUUCUGGGAAUGUGUGUGGUCCAUAACUUUAAAGGAACACAAGGAUCUCCUUCCAAACCCAAACCCGAGGAUGCCUGUGGAGUACCCCUCAUGGCUUUCCCAAGGAUAGAAAGUCCUCUGGAAACCUUAAGUGCACAGAAUCACUCUGCCUCCAUGACCGAAGUCACCUGAGACAACUGAGGUGUCACAAGCGGUUUUUUUUAUCACCCUCCAAUUCGAUACUUCAAGACACACAGUUACUUGAUGUCAAACUGUGAAGACAAGUAUUAUGUUUAUCUAGUUAGAGGCUAAUGUUUUGUACAUUUUUUGUAUGAGGAAGUGAUGUAGCUUGCCCUGAUUUUUUUUUUUUUUUU